AUGGCCACGGGCUCCAUGCUCCCCGCGCGCAACCAGGAGGCGGCGGCUGCAGCCAGCGGCACCUACAGCUACUGCAGCCGCCCCCGGGCCCUGCCCGCCCGGCGGAGAUACCGGGGAGCCCCGGGACACAGCGAGCAAGAGGAAGAACCUGUUCGCUAUGCGAACCUCAUGUACGAUAGGAGAGUGGUACGAGGCAACACUUAUGCCCUUCAUGCAUUACCUUGGACUGCUCAGCCUGACCCUCUUGAGAUCCAAAGACAGCGAGAGGCUCACAGGAAAGCACUUGCCAGAAAACGAGCAAAAGAGCAGCUUCAGUCAAGAACUCCAGAGCCUGUAGAGGGCAGAAAGCAUGUUGAUGUGCAGACAGAGUUGUAUCUGGAAGAGCUUGGUGACCGCAUAAUAGAGGUUGAUGUGGAGUGUCAAACAGAUGCUUUUCUGGACAGACCACCUACUCCACUCUUCAUCCCAGCCAAAACAGGGAGAGAUGUGGCCACACAGAUAGAAGAAGGAGAGCUCUUUGACUUUGACAUUGAAGUCAAACCAAUGCUAGAAGUUUUGAUUGGAAAAAUCAUUGAACAAGCUUUGCUAGAAGUCAUGGAAGAAGAGGAGCUGGCCAAUCUGCGGGCACAUCAGUAUGCAUAUGAGGAACUACGCAAUGCCGAGCUCGCUGAAGUACAACGCCUUGAGGAGCAAGAGAGGCGACACAGAGAAGAAAAGGAACGUCGCAAAAAUCAACAGUCACAAUUGCUUCAAAAGCAGAAGGAGACUUCAGAGAAAAUUGCAGCAAGGGCAUUUGCUCAGCGUUACCUGGCUGAUCUCAUUCCUUCAGUCUUUAGUAGUCUUCGUGAGAGUGGAUAUUUCUAUGAUCCUGUAGAAAGAGACGUUGAGAAAGAAUUCCUUCCAUGGGUGAUGGCAGAAGUAGAUAAGACAUUGGAGAAGAAGAUUCUGGGAAGGGCAGUGCUUGACACAUUGAUUCGUGAGGUGGUUGAAAAGAGGUUAGAUGCAUUUGAUCAGCCAGAAGCAUCUGGUCAGCCUGCUGGGCAAACAGAAGCAUCUCAUCGAGGCUCCGUUCAGAUAGAAGCAUUACAUCAAACAGAAACUCGGGAGCCUGAAGCUAAGUGA
Emys orbicularis (European pond turtle) is the source of this 1122-nucleotide messenger RNA. RefSeq names its product radial spoke head 3 (gene RSPH3). Bases 1 to 1122 code for a protein of 373 amino acids. Gene Ontology annotation, cellular component: cilium. The record is from RefSeq and is a predicted model, not a curated record. The transcript is spliced from 8 exons. Lineage: Eukaryota; Metazoa; Chordata; Testudines; Emydidae.